Petromyzon marinus (sea lamprey) is the source of this 14902-nucleotide messenger RNA. RefSeq names its product transcription factor HIVEP3-like. Gene Ontology annotation, biological process: regulation of transcription by RNA polymerase II. Gene Ontology annotation, cellular component: nucleus. Gene Ontology annotation, molecular function: RNA polymerase II cis-regulatory region sequence-specific DNA binding; DNA-binding transcription factor activity, RNA polymerase II-specific. NCBI's taxonomy places the organism in Eukaryota, Metazoa, Chordata, Hyperoartia, Petromyzontiformes, Petromyzontidae. The record is from RefSeq and is a predicted model, not a curated record.
AAAUGUCUGACUCCCCCCCCCCCCAGGUGCGUGACGUCAUUUAUGGACGGCCCCAAAGACAUAUGUAGAAACAGAGAUGCCGAAACAGGCAAAGACAUGGAUAUAAAGAGACAUACACUGACACAGGAACCGACACAUUGGCGCAAAUGGACGGACGCACAGAGACACCGACACGGAAAUAGGACGCAAGGAGACGGACACAUAAAGGCAGACAGACACUCGGACAAUGACAGGUACAUACACAUAGACGGACACAUAAAUACUUGGGAGGGCAGAUGCGCAGAGACGCAAAGAUACACGCGGACACAAACGGGCAUACAGGGUCGGGGGGAAUGCAAAGACAAAGACAAACAUCACCUGUGUAGCCUGUUAUAGACUGUUGGGGCAAGGGACGCUACUGAGCACCUAUGGAGGCUAGCACAGGGUUGGUGACCAACACCACGCCCGGCCGCUUUUAUACAGAGGGACACACGGAGAAACUCAGACAUGCGAACACGGAACACAUGCCGCCUGUGGAACAUUGCUCCAUACCGCGACUUCUCCCUUGAGGCAAAGGCCCGGUUUAGGGGGAGGGAGAGGCCAAUCGGAUAUACUGUAUGUCCAGCGGCUGAAAUUGCAAAGGCACCCACGAAAAUAUACGUAACAUUUUUUUGUGAUUAACAGAAAUUAUUACUUUGUUCAUAUCAUUUAAUAUGAAUAAUAAAAAAUUGUGUUAAUUGCUGUUUUAUUAGGUUGUUUUGAUAUCAAAAUUAUUUCCCCAUCGGACACAUGAGCUUCAAAUUAUACUGAGAGACAAAAAGAGGAACACAGUUUAGGCAACGUAUGCAGGUUAUUAGCAUCGUUCAGGCUUUUUAAAAAAGUAAGUGGGUUCGGGUCAAACUAAACUCAACAAUUUUUAUCUCACCAGGUAAAGCCCACUGAGCUAAAUAGCCCUUUGUAAGAAGCUACCUACCCACAAAUGAUAAUCCAACGAAGUGGCUUAUCAUGUGGAAAUUUAUAGCAGCCAAAUAAUCUAAACACAUGUUUCUAAAUGUGGAGGGAAAAACUGGAGGACCUGGAGAACAAGCCACACGACCACAGGGAGAGAGAUACGCAAACUCCAAAUAUACAGCAGGCGUCAGGGUCAGGAUUGAACCCGCGUUCCUCCUAUAUACCAGGCGAGGGAGUUAACAUCUCGCCACUGCGGUGAUCCUGUAGCACAAAUCAUGGCUGUAGCACACAUCAUGUCUAGGGAUGGUGGCCGAUUGUCAAGAACAGUGAGACACGAGGGGCAGCCAAGAAAAAGGAGUGCGCCGGAUAGUACGUCCACUAAGCAGAUGGAGUGACGAAACCAGCACUCAUGCGAAUGCUUUGUCAAUUAUUACAUCACAGUGAUCGUGAGGAGUGGCGGCAACUUGGGGAGGCCUUCAUCUAGCAGUGGACUGAUCAUGGCUGAUGAUUGUGAUAUAGAAUUAACCUUCUUGGUAGGGGACAGGGUCAAAUCCCCACGGGGGAAGAAUCUCUCCUUGCAUGCAGGCCCAUCUCCUCCAGCAGUUGCACAGCUGUUUAUUUAUUUGUUUCCCCGCAGGCCACCGCCGCCAUGUUACGUAACGCCCUCGUGCACCGCCGGCCCAGCUGCUGUGCUUGGCUGAGCCCUUCUGCCCCGAAAUGCCUCCUCGAGUUCAGCAGAGAUGGGGAAUGUGGGUGAAAAGGAGUCAGCGGGGACUGUCCUAGCAUUCCACAUGGCUGGGCUCCGACAGCAGGAAACGAUAGCACAUGGAGAAUUGAACAUUGAAAAAAAUGUACAACAGAUUUUCGAAUGUCAUUGUUUUAAUGUUCAAGUCAAGGGGGAACAGCCUCCACUAGAGAGAGCUUUACAGAGCCCCUCCAGGAAAGGAUUUUUUGUCCUACUUUCUAACGCAGGUCAAACAUCUUGGAAGAGAUGGGAGUACCCACGCUUUACCCUGGAGGUGGAAGGGGGGGGAACAGUGUAGGACUUAAUUUCUCAUGGAAUAUUUUCCGGGUGGCUUGCAGACCGGAGUAGGCGUGCGUCCAGUUACCACAGCGAUAACGAGAAUGGACGUGGUGUGCCGGGAGUUGAAAUAUUUGUCGGGUCACUGACCCGGACAUGACUCGGCUGAAAUUGAAACCUGGGCUCAAACGACGCGUCGACACGUCGACUCGCGUCUCGUCUUCAACUUGCGGCGACGUGCGUCCGAGGCAUUCGCCUGCAGGAAUGGAACGUCCGUUCAGUUGGUGCAGUCUGCGAGUGCUGCGCAACACGCCGUGGCUUUUCGAUAACAUUUCACUGCAACCGAAUUUCAAGAUGCCACACAAAUAGAGUGUGGCUUGAGCUUGGUAGAGAAGGGAAGUCGGUCGUAGGCAGAGGAAAAGAGGAAGCUUUUCAGCCGGUAGUCGUCAGCACGGAUGACUGAGCAGUAGAGUCUGAGACUGCGGAGAGGGGAGGGGGGAAUUUGGUUUGGGUGUUGAAGGGCAGUCAGUGAGGCCAAUCCUGAAUCCCAAAAGCAGAAUAUCGGUAUCGCACCUCGUUUCCACGCUCAAACUAGUUUUUGGAAGCACUGCCCUUCCAUUGGCAGCCAUCAUCCCGUGGUAGAAACUCCAUAUUACCAUGGUGGGUUCAGUCUCCGAUAGGGCGAGAAACCCUUACCGAUAUCCCGCAAAGUGGUACUUGUUUUACCAACCACGGAAGGAUGGUGAGCUGAGCUGACCCCGAACUGGGAUUUUAACUCACGAUCUUUUAAGGGUGAGCCGAGUUCCUUGGAUUAUAGGAUCAGCUGGGUGCAGUGGCGUCCGGAUGUACAAACACACAUCACAGUGGUUUAUACAAAGACUUAUAGUUAAGUAAGGUUAAAAUAGCCCCAACGACCCACAAGGAGUGGGGAGGGGCUCAUGCAGCAGUGGAUAGACAAAGAGAUGUACAUGUACACAGUUACAGACAUCAUUUUGCAAUGGUCACCUUGCAAAUUGUGAUAUGCACAAGCCAGUUGGUUACAUGAUCCGUUCCAGUAAUGGUAUAAUUGUACUUGAGGUUUUUUGUUUAAAUACAAAAGAUGUGGGACGCCGCUGUGGUGCAAUGCUUGGCUCACUGCGAUUGCAGUGGCCAGUUCGGUUAAAUAAUCCCAGCGUGGUAGUUGAAAUGAUGGCGCAAGUUUCUUUGAAACCAUCUAUCUCUGGCCAACCAGCAAUACACUGUAAGUGGGUACACCGUGGUUAGUCGAUCACAGGUCACGUGUGGUGGGGAAAAGUGUGGGCGUUCCCACCUUUGUUUACAAUACGCCUGGCCAGUGCACUGGAAGAGUAGGUCAAAAAAGGUAGCGGCUCUCGAGAGCAGCCUCUGGUGGAGGAUUCAAGGCCAGAAGUGACGUGAGCAGGCAAUUGCAGGGGCUGAACCUUUGCUGUCCUUGCACUUUAUGAAAAGGAACGCUUUGCAUGCGCUAACAUUCGCUUCUUUGUCGUGUCUGCUGGAGGCUCCGCGAUGUCUCGCUUGCUGUUUUACAAAUGACGAAUAACCCGGCGCUGUCAUUUUCACUGCCACAGUUCACGUCGCACAUUUCUGUUCGUCAGCGAGGUACCAGUCACCGCUAAAUAGGGCCCUUUUAAAAUGCGGUGAAUGUGUGCGUUUGUAAUUUUUUCUUCACUCUCUUAAAAAAAAAUCUACCUGAAAUGUGCAAUGUAAUGAAUGGUUGAAUAGUAUAGAAUAACAAUCGUUUCUUUAUGCAUGACCUGUUGGGAGAACAUUGAGACAAGUCUCUUUUUGCAAGGGGAAUUUGAUUUAAAAAAAUACUUUGGGGAAUACAUCAACAGCAACAACAAUUGAAAUGAACAAUUACAAGUAUUUACCCGGAAAAUCCUCAGCGAGCCUCAAGACUCUCUUUCAGGUGGCUCCUGCGUUUGGGAUGUUUGGCCAAUUCCCUGAAUGAGUAGUUAGCUUCAUGUCGGAGGAAACUGGAAAAUGCGGACAACAACCCACAACGCUGUGUACGAGGAAGUGACACCCUGCACUGCCAUCUCCUGGUCACUGUGCAGCCCAAUGCCCACAACAUCUGGCAAACCCUUGUGUUCAUCCAUCUUAACUGUUUAACCAGGCUUUACUCUGUUAGGCUUCUAAGAUCUGACAAGGUCGGGCACAAUGGUGAUUUGUUUUGUAGGUCAAUCAUCGAUACAACUAUUUGACGUGAAUAAUAAUUACGCAACCUCAGUAUAAACAAAACAAGUGUGAAAAAUAGGGUAAUUACGUUGUGUGAAUUAAUGUGUUUUGCCAUGUGUUGUUUCAGGUGAAUGAGUGAGUGGAGAUGAACGUGGCACUUUCACAAGGCUUUACAACGCAAUAGACGGAGCUUCAAACACGUCCCUAAAAACAAGAAAACCAGCUUCUCCGAAUGCCAGUUAUACAUCCAGAGUGAUGGAUCUGUGGAAUGGACGCGUGCUUCUGUGGCUCUGCUCGGUUGAAAGCACAAAAUACGAAUCUGGGGGCGGCUUGUAAGAAUAGGGCAGCUGCAUGGAAACACGAGAAGGCUCGAUGGUGCAAAUUACUCUUUUUAUUUUUUGAUGUAUUCCUGGAGCAGAACCGGAGCUAAAUGUGGCACGCGGCAAAACGCGGGGUUCUCACAGGGCGAUGUUUUCCUUGGGUACGCCUAGAUGUUGAGCGGAAAGAAUCCGAAAUCUCCGCAGCCCAAAAGUGAGUCAAGGAUCGGUCCAGAUGUCGCCGGCCAAGCUCGAGUUGCCGCUGUCUCGUGUGCAGCUGAUUCUGCGGGGGGUUGGGUGUCCGACUGCGCCCUGGCAGGCUCGCUGAGAGCCAUGGAGCCGGGACAAAAUCUUGUGCACAGCAAGCCCGCUGCAGCCGCCGACGCAGACAGCGCCCUUUCCGAAGCGCGGGCGCGAGCUUCUUCUUCGCACGAGAGUGCCGCCCGCACGACGAGAGUCAGCAGCCUCGAGCCACAGCCCCCUCAUCGCCCAGCCACCUUCGUCGACAUCUCAAAGCCGCAGAGCCCGGAGGCCGAACGGUGGCCGGGAUCUCACGGCGAUCUGGAUCGUGCUUGCGGCCGCGAAACUCACGCCGCCUCUCCACCGGCGCUCCCAUCGCAGCAGCUGCUGUCCCUUCAGCCUCAGCCACCGCCGCACCCGGCGCCGCACAUCUACAGCGUGACACUCCCGCCCAGCUGCGGGGCAGAGCAGGCAGGUUACUACCGGCGGCCCGCCGCAUCCCGCGAUGCCGCACCGUCGACGGAGGUGUCCGCGGCGGCACAGCCAUACGUCUUGCACCCCGGAGGGUCCGCUGUCCGGCCCGUGUGCGAGCAGGUCACCGACUUGCUGCGCAAGGAGAGGAGGCCAAAGAAGCCAGGCAAGUACAUCUGCUCAUACUGCGGGCGGGCGUGCGCCAAGCCGAGCGUCCUUCAGAAGCACAUCCGCUCCCACACUGGCGAGCGGCCAUACCCCUGCGCCCCCUGCGGCUUCUCCUUUAAGACGAAAAGCAAUCUGUACAAGCAUCGCAAGUCGCACGCGCAUGCUUUAAAGGCCGGGGCAGGGCCCAGCGGAGACGAGGGGGAGGGGGCCUUCCUCGAGUCGGGCAGCGUGGACGAGCAGGAGGGCCGCUCCGAGGGGGACGAGACCACGGACAGCGAGGACGAGAGCGGCCUCGAGGAAAUGGCCCAAGCGAGCUCAUCAAUGGGCCCCGAGCCUCCGACGAUGACGAGCAAAAACGUAGCGGUGCCUCCGACUUAUCCCGCCGAAGCAGAGGGAAAGUGGGUUGGCUCCUUGGCGGCGGCCACCUGCUUGCAGCCCGUGGGAAUGGUUCCGGAGCACGGAAUGGUGGUGCCGUCGCAGCCACCCGCGCCGCGCAGCAGGAGCCCCAAGCUGCAUGAGGCGACGAGGGAGCGGCCGACCACGUGCCACCCCGGAGAGCACCAGGCGGUGCGGCAGAAGUUGGCGUGGACGCUGAAGCUUGCCGAGCGGAAGAGGCUCGAGAGCGACCAAGUGCAGGGCCUCCAGAGGCAGCCCAGGUGCCCGCCGCACCCCUCGCUACAGCUGCUGAGCCCAAUGAGCAAAAGCAGCACGGACUCGGGCUACUUCUCUCGUUCGGAGAGCGCCGAGCACCAGGGCAGCCCGCCCGGCGCGGCGCCCGCCAUGACGUACAGGGAGAUGGUGCUGGGAAAGAACGUGCCUCCCGGUCUGAGAGGGACCGACGCGUACGUGUCCGCUGCCGUCGCGGAGACCGUCGCGAGGCCCGGGCAGGGGAAGCUGCCGUUGGAGAAGAGGCUCAUAGAGGAGCACAUCUCCAGGCUGAUUUUGCACAACGAGGCAGUGAUGGACGACAAGGAGCUGGACAGCGUGAAGCCGCGCCGCAUGUCAUGGUCGCGGAGGGGCAGCUUCGACUUCUCGAAGCAGCACCCGGAGUGCGACCCCGAUACGUCGAGGGGCUCGACCCCGCGGCACCGCCUUGCCGACGAGCAUCACAGGCCGCCGCACGGCCACGCCUCCUCGAUCUGCCCCGAGGCGGCCCGAUGGAGCGCGGAAGCGGCGCCGCUCAACCGGAGCAACUCGACGCCGGCGACCCCCGGCUAUGCGGGGCGGGCCGAGGCCACCGGGCGCCUGCCAGGCCCGUCACGCUCCAGCCGCUCCUUCGACGAGGCGACGCCGCCGCGCGGGAAGGCGCAGCCGUACCCGGGGCACCAGCGCACCCUCGUGAGGCAGAAGGCCAUCGAGGUGCCCCUGGCCGGCGAGAGCCAGGCGGCGCCACCGCCAGAAUUCUCCGAGCUCAAGUCCGUGUCGAUGGACGAAGGGAAGAGGGGCCGCUCCUUGGGGGAGACCCUAACGAGGCGCUACCGAAGCUUGGAGGAGAGCUACUCUCAGGAGGAGAGCGCGGAGAACGAUGCCUUCUUGCAGGUGAGGAGACGGAAAGGGUCCAUGUACGAAUGCGAAAUCUGCGGCGUCCGCUACAGGAAGGCGGAGAACUUUGCUGUGCACAAGAAGUUUUAUUGUUCGGAGCUGUACGCCCCCAAGCUCAAGCAGACUGCCCCCAAGGUGCCGCUCGAGUCGGAGACGCCGCAGCGGGACACGCAGCCGCAGAUGGUGCACUUCAAGGUGUCCGCGGUGGCUUCAGAGGGCGUUGUGGGUGUGCGGAAACGCAGGAAGGAGAAGACGGCUGGAGAAGAAGAGGAGUCUCCACCGGAAAAGCCCACGGCGCCGCUGCACGGACACUUUCUGACAUCGUGGCAACAAACCGUUCCUGCAUCAUCGUCUGCGCCUGCACACCUCCAUCGGGAACAUUACGCAUCCGCGAGCCUCAGUAGCGCCCCUGCAGAGAGGGGUGGCGAACCGGCUGCGACCUGCCGCCCGGCGACGACGUACACAGUAGCGGCGGCGGAAGGGCACCCUUCUCAGAGAGGCGAUCGCAUUUGCUCGUUACACGCUCCUCAUAGCAGAGGAGGGGAGGACAUUCACUCGGCCGUCGAGAGGGCGCUCGAGGCGGUGCCGGCCGUGAUGCGGACCGGCAGCAAGGAGAUUUCUGUGAUUCAGCAUACAAAGUCUCUGAGCCGACCUAGCUCCUUCGAGAGGGCGGAGUCGGUGGAAGCGACGCAGGGCGAGGGGGAGCCGACGACACAAUCGAGUGGCGUGUCUUUACUCAAGGAAAGUUCGACAGGCCAGUAUGAGAGGGCGGAGGGCGCAGAAACACAGGGUAUUACAUUUUCAGUGCCUUAUCAGCAGCAACAGCAGCAGCAGCCGGUACAGCAGACCACCCUCCUGGUGCCAGAGAUACUCGUGACGGAGGACACGGACAAAGACCCGACAGAGGCCGCGAGGAAGGAGCAGGAGAAGGCGGCCCAGGAGUUCCAGUGGCCGCAGAGGAGCGAGACGCUGUCGAAGCUCCCCGCCGAGAAGCUGCCCCCGAAGAAGAAGCGCCUGCGCCUGGCCGACCUGCAGCACUCCUCCAACGAGUCGAGCACCGAGUCAUCGUCGCUGUCACGCAGCAUGAGCGGCGAGUCGAGCAGCAUCUCGCGCGGCUCCAGCUUCUCCGCAUCCUUCGAGCGAGACGACACGGCCACCAAAGCACAAAGCGCCGUCGCUGCCAAUGUCGCUGCCGGUGCCAUCGUCGCCGCCGCUAGCAAACCGUCCGAGUUCCUCACCGUGCCCAGCGCGCACCACCACCGCGAAGUCAAGGAGAUGUGCCGCUCAUCCUCGGAGCAAGGACCCGCCCCGGAGCAGCCGGUGCAGCUGUCCGAAACCCGUAGCAAGUCGCUGGACUACGGCAGCGGAACGCAGCAUCCUGCGCCGACGGCGCCAGCGGUCACGUCGACAGCGGCGAUUGGCACGUCGAGGCGAAGAGGAAUCUUGGUUCGUCAGGCGUCUUUAAGCGGAAGCCCGGACAGCCCCGAACCGGCCCUGCCCCAGGGCGAGACGUCUUCUCGGCCGUCGUGGCGAAGCGAAGCUUCGGACACAAAGGAGCAGCACGUGCAGAGAACGUCUUCAACCGGGAUGUCUCCCCGGACACCCGAGCAGAGUGCGUCUCCAAAGCCCUCGGCGUCUCGUCGUGACGCACAGCCGCCACCUGCGCAGCGGAUGUUUGUCCCACCUCCACCGGCUCCUAUAUUGAUCAGCAGCGCCCUGGGCCACCUGCCCGCCGUGGGUACGCUGCAGCCCGUCUACUCCCUUUCCCACCUGCACUUGCCACUCUCCCUUCCGGCCAUGCCGCUGCACCGACACCAACUGCCGCUGCAUUUCCAGAUCCCGCAGGCGCCGAGCCCGCCGCCGCUUCAGCGAGUCUACGGCUGUCCGCUGAAAAUCCCCGUCGUGCAGGGCCUGAGCACGUUGUCUCACCUCCAGCUGCCCCUCCAGCAGCUCGGCGUGCCCCGGUUCCACGUGCCGCAAAUAGCGGUGCAGACGAACGUGCCGUUCAUCAUCCCUGCACCGCCAUCGUUUGCGCAGCGCGCGUUUGUUCCGCGAGAGCUCUCGGACGCCAAGGGGAGCGGAAGCCCACUCUUCCAGGCCGCUUUGGGGCGCGGCUUCACACCCCUGCACCCGCUGCACCUACCACGGAUGUCACAAGCGAUAGUCGCAACUGAACAUCCGAGACUUCUGACGCCAGUAACUUCCCUCAUGGUUCCGGUGAGGAUCCAGACUCCCUUUCCUUCGUACAGCUACAGCAUGUACACCACCCUCUCACAGAUGCUGGUCACCCAAGCCCAAAGCAGACCUCAGCCAGUCGUCAUCUGCCAGUGGAACAAUAGACAGCUCGUGUCGGGUGCCUUGGGCCCUCGUCCCAGACCCGGCCGUGCGACCGCAAGCCCUCACGUGUCUCCCAUCACGCCAGCAUCACCCGCCUCACCGUCGCACCAGCUUUUGAGUGAGAAGAUGCAGCUGUCAUCGCUGCCGGUGUCCGGGCUGGAGGGAGUGUCCGAAAUGCCUCUGCCCGUGGCUGGCAAGCGCAUGCUGUCACCCGCGAGCAGCUUUGAAAUCGCCAUGGAAAUCCGCGGACAAAACCAGAAGCGGGCCAAGGAAGAAGACCAUUCGGUCGGCUCGGAGGAGGGCAUUGAGCGGGCGUCCGAGCCAGAGAGGGUCAAAGCAUCUUCACCCGUCAGGUCAAGGCCGCCCACGUUGGUGAGACAGCACUGCACCACCAAGACUUUGGAGAGCAGUUCCACCACUCCCGUGAACUCCACCCGCGAUUUAGCAUCCACGGACUCCUUUUCCAAACUGGAAGUCUCUGUCGUGCUGGAGCAGGUGACUCAAGGAGAGGAAACGGACAAGGAGUGCAAGCCGAGCAUUUCAACGCAAGUUCUGCCAUCCGUGCGCUUCACGAGCAACAUGCCACCUGCCCCAGACACUGCCUAUGACGACCUCCUUCCUGGAAAGUGUUCCCCUCCAAAGUCCACGCCACCGAUAAAAAUUGUCAUCUCGGACAUGGCCGGCACUGCAACUGAGGUAUCGACGAGUCUGUGCAUGCAGGAGAUUGGCCGAGAGCAGGCAGUCUCAGCGGACGCCCGGGAUGUUCCGAAUCUCCAGCCCACCACGACCGUCACCUGGUGCUUCUUGGUGAACUGCCGGCCGAGCCCCGUACCGCAGGACGAGAACACGGAGUCGGUCUAUGCCUCCUGGGGGCGCGACUUGGACCACAGAGGCAACUGCAAUCCCCUAGGCCUGUCCACCAAGGCCGCGCUGGGCCUCCUGUGUUCACGGCAGAGGACCACCAUGUCCAUCUACACCAGCACGAUGAUUACCCCUGCACGGGCUGACCAGAUGGUACAGUCCAGCCAGUGGAAGCCAGGGUUGGCUAAGGUUGACUCCCGGGAAAGCGGGGUCGGCGGGGUCGGCGGGGUCGGCGGGGUCGGCGGAGUCGGCGGGGUCGGCGGGGUCGAGAUCCCGGCUGCCCCCGAGGGCCCUGUGGAACCGGUGGCGGCGGCGACAACGCCCGGCGGUGCGCGGGAGGCUGGAGACAGCGCCGCGGAGGCCUGCGACCCCACGGGACCCAGGCCUAAAUCCAACCGCAUCCGCAUCUUCAAGGGAGGGUACAAGUCAAACGAGGAGUAUGUGUACGUGCGCGGCCGCGGACGAGGCAAGUACGUGUGCGAGGAGUGCGGCAUCCGCUGCAAGAAGCCCAGCAUGCUGCGCAAGCACAUCCGCACGCACACGGACCUACGGCCCUACUCCUGCCGCGUCUGCUGUUUCGCCUUCAAGACCAAAGGGAAUCUCACGAAGCACAUGAAGUCCAAAGCUCACAGCAAGAAGUGUCUCGAGGUCGGGGUCAACCCAACCUUGCUGGAGGACCAGCUCGAGGAGGACGAUCCAGGAGCCGAGGAGGAGCGGCUGCAGUGCUGGGAGGAGGUGCACCAGUUUUCCGACGUGGAGGAAUCGGAGGGGGCAGAAGACGACGACGUUGACAACGAAGACGACGACGAGGAGGAGGACGAGGAGGGAGGCGGCGGCGGCGGCGGCGGCGUCGUCGAGCUCGCGGGCGCGGACGCCCAUGCCCUCCGCUCGGCCGGGACGAGCCGCUCCGUUUCCGGAGAGCGGGUGGGUCCGGGCGACGAGAGGAUCCGCUCCGCUCCCGCUCGGCGCGGGGGACGGCUCGCGCGCGUGGAGUCGGAGGAUAGCGUGCGAGCCCACGGGCAGGAGGAGGACGAGGAGGAGGAUGAAGACGAGGAGGACGAGGAGGAAGAGGAGGCGACGCGGCGGUUUUCGCACGGCGGGGCGAGCGAGGGCCUGCACUUCUCGCUGAGGGCGUUCGGGGACUUUGGCGGGAGGGCGGCGAGCGUCAUCGCGCUCACCCUGCCCACGCGGGCCCCGUCCCGUGGUCCCGAGCUGGGCGCGAGAGACGACACGGAGGAGCCCAUGGUGAUGACUCCUGACCGGAACAUCAGAGGAUUGGAGGAGCUGACGCCACAGCUCCUGGUGACAGCAACGGCAGCAACCGCGCCUCUGCAGAACUUCCUCAGCCACCUCCCCCUGCACUCGCAGGGCCUGGCCUGGGCCCCGCGCCGCACAGUGUCCGUGGGCGGGAUCCACAUGGUCCACGCGGGUGUGGCGGCGCCCCCUGUUCGCGGCGCCGCCUGCGGAAUGGGCGGCGAGGCCCCGCAGAGCGGAGUACCGAGCACAAGCCUCCCGGGCGCGCAACUCGCCGGCGCCGAGGAGUCGCCGCCGCAGCGAGCCGAGGCGCUCGCGCGGAGCCGCGCGGCGGGGGAGCGGCCGGCGAGCGGUCCCCCGCCUCCUCCCCCACCACCAUCACCGGCGGUGGCGACGAGCGUCCUCGCCGGUCUUUGCUCGACGGCGGGAUUUCUGCAGGCGCAAUCCACGACUGGACAGACUCAUCAGCAUCACGAACCCCAUCUACAUCAUCAUCAUCAUCAUCUUCGGCAUCUUUAUCGGCAUCAGCAGCAGCAGCAGCAGCAGGAUACCGGGAUCGCGACGGCAAACUCGACGGAGUCGUCCCCGAAUCAGCACUUAGAAACGUUGCACUACGGCCUUGCCGCAUGCACGGAAGAGGAGACGCAGCCGGCGGUGAGCGACCAGGCCCGGCCAACCGGCACUUGGGCAGAAGAGAGGCCGGGGCCGGCGAUAGCGGUGGCAGCGACAGUGACCGCGAUGAGCGAGAGCCGUGCCGGGGCCACUGGCAGCGCCGUCGCCAGCCGAGAUGAAACUCGUGACGUGCGAGAGGAAGAGGCGCCCUGACAGGAGGGGUUAUCGUCGUUGCUUUUUUUUUUAUCUCGCAUCGUUAUAAAAAAAAUCUCAGCGCCUGGCGCUUUUCUUUCAGCUCGCUUGCACGAAAUCGAUACUCCGUGGCCGCGUUAAAGUGGUACGUUUUGUUAUUUCCGUCCUCUCCAACGAAAGGCAUUUAUCCUGCAAGAGUCACUUUUUGUUUGUCGUCGUUAUUGUUGUCGUCGGGAAAUAUUUGUAUAAAUGACCAAGUACAAUCAUGCGUCCGUUGUAAAAUAUUGUACAUACUUUUUAGUGGUGCACAGACCCCAACGGUGUUUCUGCGCAUAUCUCGUCAGUGAGGCUUCUCUGCUGCAGGCAGGGCAUACAAAGUUUAAUACAGGAGAAGGAAGUGCACCGGUUUUUGGUAACCGUUUUGGAAAUCAAGUUUGGGUCUAUAUAUGAAAAAUGCUAAAAAAAUAAAAUGUUUUGCAUCUUAUCCGUGAUGUUGCACUGAGAUGUAUUUUUUUAAAGGCUAUAAAACUGUUAAUGUAUAUAAAGCUAACUUACAUACUUAAAGUAUUUAUUGUAUUCAGUAUUUGUUUUUGUAAACCAUGUCUUUGAGCUGUGAUUAAUGCUUAUUUAUAAAUAAUAAGCAAAAUGUUUCCUUUACAAACUAAAAUAUAAUUCUAUUUGUCUUUGAAGAGCGCGAUAAGUGUCCGUGUGUUUAUUUCAAGAGCACGCUAAAUCUGCAGUGAUAGUAACAUUAUCAUUGCAGGUUAACCCCCCACGAUGUUUGCAGGCACUGAAUCCAUGUUUACUCUCCGACGAUGUCCCAGAGACCUCGGUAUCGCCCGAGUCUGAGUACUCCGAGGUCAAGGCUCUGCUCCUGGAAUGAUCGGCCUUUUCUCGCAGUGCAGCUCCUAGGCUGUGAAACGCUUUCCCUUUGGCAUAAGACAGAGUCGUUCGAGCCAUUUAAGCCUCUCUUGAAAACUCACCUCAUUAAAUUCGCCUUUACCCCCGAGUUUUGGCCAUUUACCCUUGGUUCCGUUUAUUUCCGGAUAGCCAUAAACGCCGCAUUGGUGAUCUAUGGAUGAAGUGCACUUUACCAAUGUAAAUAAUUAAUUCCAGACCAUACUUCACUACUCUUAUCCGUGUGAAGGUGGGGUGGGGGGGGGGAGCCCAAAGUGGCAUAGAUACCCCUCACCAUUAAUGUUAGUCAUGGACGGGAAUCGAGCUCGGGUGACCGGGAUUCAUAGUGCACUGAGCUAACCACUGCUCGACACACUCUACUAGCACUAAUAAUGCAUUUUAUUCGCUCAGGAUGCCACGCUGAGUCUUAAGAAUGCUUUUCAUGAGAAUGCUCUGCAUUGGGUUGUUUGACCAAUUCCAUUCAUGUUUAGCACUUGGGAAGAAGCCGGAGAACCCGUACAGGAUAACCAUGACACAAACAGUCAAAUCUCCACACAGAUGGCUUCAAUCCACAGAUAGAUUCAAUCCUUUGAAUCAUAUUUUGGACUAAACCCAUUGCUGUACUAUCAUCUCCUUGCCACCUCUCAGCCACAUGCAUGCUUUUGCUAACUGAUAAAGUGCUGAACCACCUUGCUUGUCCCAGCGUACACCCGGAUGAUGCUGCACCCAUCUGAGAUCUGAUGAUGCAGGUCGCCUCUGCGUUCCCAGGUCCAAGCUUUGGUCGAUGGGUGACCGAGCUUUUUCCCAGAAAAUGGCUUUCAGCAUUUCUUUUAUUGUUAUAUUUUUCCAUGAGUUAUUUUGAUGCUGCUUUGUCUUGUGCAGCGCUUUGAGAUCAUCGAUGAAAGUCGCUGUACUUAAUAUAACCAUGACAGUAUUAUUAACGCUCUGGUGGUCUCCCAUACAAAAGCACUAGCCAAGUUCAAACCCCACUUAGCUUUCCGGGACCGGAUGGGGUCGGGCGUCGUUGGCGGGUGAUUUGAUCGUGGGAUGCGAAAAGCAACGGAAGCCCAUUUUGUAAUUGAAGACGGAGUUGGCAAUCUGCUGAUUGACUGAGCGCCGUGGCGCUGUGAGGCACAAAGGGCUUUGUGGUGCAUUCUGAAGUUGGUUAACUCUGCGCGCGCGUUUUCAUGCAAUCGUUUUUAUUUCCCCCAAGGUCAAAGGUCGACCAACCCAUGUCAUUGAACUCUAACCUUUUGACGGUCGCUCUGCCCUAUUGCGUCAGUGUCAUAUCACUCCCCCCGCCAUCCAUAUGGGUUUUUCUAAAUCUGUAUUUUUGGCUAAAUAAUAUUGAUAUUUAUGUAUAACACGUUAUAAUUGAUUUCAUGCCAUCAGAAUGUCCACAUUUUUAUUACAAAUGUAUUCUGUUGCGAAACGAACUUCGUUUUUAUGAGCAAUUAACACUCAUUGCCUCUGAGCAUUGGAAUCAAACCUCUUCAGAAUGAUAAUGCAAGGCCAGUGGUCAGUCCACUGCUGGAUGAAGGCGUGCUCAUGCCAUAUUAGUUAUUGGUGAGUUUUUUUGACCGAUCCGCUAAUGACCGAUGGUCCGAUGCUGCCACAGCCGUGGCGUGAACACAAACUAAGCAAGACCCUUGGAAUACCCCACGCACUCAAGGGGUCGUAGGUUAAUGACAAAAACUAAUUUACAAAAUGUCAUCGAAUUCAGCUUCUAAAAAUAUAAAAGGUGAAUUCGUCUUUCGCAUCUCCAUUUAGUCUGUCUCUCUUCUCUGUCUCUUAUGUCGAUCUCUCUCAUUUCACGACAUUUCUGUCUCAUCUGUAUCUCUUCUCAUCUCAUUCUUUCAUAUUA